Messenger RNA from Panicum hallii, 2096 nucleotides. RefSeq lists its product as uncharacterized. The transcript has 10 exons. Gene Ontology annotation, biological process: sexual reproduction. The record is from RefSeq and is a predicted model, not a curated record. Gene Ontology annotation, cellular component: extracellular region. NCBI's taxonomy places the organism in Eukaryota, Viridiplantae, Streptophyta, Magnoliopsida, Poales, Poaceae. Bases 122 to 1942 code for a protein of 606 amino acids.
GGCGGGGAGAUAGCUUCUUGCUGCGGCGGGACGACCAGGUUCGGCGCGGGGAAUUUGGCUUCGCGGCAGGCGGCGGCAUCCAAGCCCAGCAGAUAAGACCGUUAUUGUCACAGUGCAGAAUAUGGCUUCCAAGAUUCAGCGCUUGUCCUUCAUUGCCAUUACAGUUUUUGCUUCACUCCAUCCUUGCAUGUCCACUGGGUUCCGCCAUGAGCUCUCCAGCUGGACCACUGGCAUUGCUACGUGGUAUGGUGAUCCUAAUGGUGCCGGAAGUGAAGGUGGUGCAUGUGGGUACCAGUAUGCUGUCGACCAACCACCAUUCUCGUCCUUGAUUGCUGCCGGCAGCCCUUUCAUCUACGAUUCUGGAAAUGGGUGUGGUUCUUGCUACCAGGUGGCAUGCUCUGGCAAUCAAGCUUGCUCUGGUUACCCUGUGACUGUAGUCAUCACCGACCAGGGCCCUGGUGGCGGUCCGUGCCUGAGCCAAGCAAGUGAUGGCAUGUGCCUAAACGAGGGAGCCCACUUCGACAUGAGUGGGACGGCGUUUGGUGCCAUGGCAAAGCCUGGAUUGGCCGAUCAGCUCCGUGGUGCUGGCAUCCUACAAAUCCAAUACACUCGGGUGCAGUGCGAAUGGCCUGGAGUGGAUGUAACCUUCUCUGUGGACUCCGGUUCGAACCCAAACUAUCUGGCCGUGGUCAUUGAGUAUGAGGACAGUGAUAGUGACCUAUCGGCCGUGGACAUCAUGCAGAGCUCGACGGGGCAGUGGGUUCCGAUGCAGCAUUCGUGGGGUGCAGUGUGGAGGCUCAACUCUGGCUCCACCCUUCACGGCCCGUUCCAUAUCCGCCUGACUUUCAACUCAGGCAGGGUGCUCAUCGCCAGCAACGCCGUACCUGCAGGGUGGAACGCCGGCAUGUCAUACCGGUCAGGAGGCGUUGCAGUGACCAGGGCCAGGCCCAGGAGUGCUGGCUGCCGGGGCUACAAGGCGGCCGGUGCAUUUAGCGAUCUGGUGUAUCACCUUCUGUUGUUUGUGCUACUUAUCACAGGGUGUAGUCAUAUGGCCUCCAAGCUCCAGGUGUCCUUCAUUGCCAUCACAGCUUUCGCCUUUGUCCUCCACCCUUGUGCAUCCAUUGAGUUCCGCCGUGAGCUCUCUGGUUGGUCCAAUGGCAUUGCUACAUGGUAUGGUGCAGCUGAUGGUGCAGGAAGUGACGGUGGCGCGUGUGGGUACCAGAACACUGUCGAUCAGCCACCAUUCUCCUCCAUGAUUGCCGCUGGCUGCUCUUCCAUCUACGACUCUGGCAAGGGCUGUGGUUCUUGCUAUCAGGUGGUGUGCACUGGCAAUGAUGCUUGCUCUGGUAACCCGGUGACGGUUGUCAUCACCGACGAGUGUCCUGACUGCCCGUGUCCGGAUGAUCAGGUGCACUUCGACAUGAGUGGGACAGCAUUUGGUGCCAUGGCAAAGCCCGGCCAGGAUAGCCAGCUGCGUGGCGCCGGCGCCAUCCAAAUCCAGUAUACCCGUGUGCAGUGCCAGUGGCCUGGAGUGGACGUCACCUUCUCCGUGGAGUCUGGCUCCAACCCGAACUACCUGGCUGUGCUCAUCGAGUACGAGGACAGCGACAGCGACCUGGACGCCGUGGACAUCAUGCAGAGCGGGACGGGGCAGUGGGCGCCGAUGCAGCAGUCGUGGGGCGCCGUGUGGAAGCUCAACUCCGGCUCACCCCUCCAGGGCCCCUUCAACAUCCGCCUGACCUUCAGCUCCGGCAGGGUGCUCGUCGCCAGCAACGCCAUACCCGCGGGAUGGAAUGCCAGCGUGGCGUACCGGUCAGGCGGCGUGGCCGUGUCGCGGACCAGGCCCAGGAGCGGCGGCUGCCGGAGCCACGACGCUGCCGGAACGCUGCUGAGCAGGUUGGUGUAUCACCUCCUCGUGUUGUUUGUGGCAUUGAAGCUGUGAACUGCGAUGUGAUGCAUUUCUGGUGGUUGUGUUGUGUCAUUGUGUGAGGGUUGCUGAUGGUUCUGCCAGUCCGCUGGCGCUACUCUCCGUCCAUGUAAAUAUAUGCUGUAUGUUUCAUGAAAACUGGCUGUCUUGAUUAAUGAUUUUGGUGGUA